Molecule: messenger RNA, 2190 nt
Organism: Octopus sinensis (East Asian common octopus)
Lineage: Eukaryota; Metazoa; Mollusca; Cephalopoda; Octopoda; Octopodidae
Product: protein mono-ADP-ribosyltransferase PARP14-like
Exons: 13
Coding region: 1-2034 (677 amino acids)
Biological process (GO): negative regulation of gene expression
Cellular component (GO): nucleus; cytoplasm
Molecular function (GO): NAD+ poly-ADP-ribosyltransferase activity; transcription corepressor activity
Source: RefSeq, a predicted model, not a curated record
AUGAAUUUAACAACACUAGCGCCACUGAGGGACCACGGUCUGAAUUGUCAGGUUUCCUCUCAUUCUUCCUUACAAUGUAAAAAUAAUUACCUUGUACUCCUGUUUGUUCCUGAAAUAGCUUUGGACAAACAGGAUGAAUUUGAUGAAUAUCUCCGAAACAGAGAAACUAAAUUAUCAAGCCCAUCCUUUCCUGGUCCACAACAGAAAACAGUCUCUAUCAUACCCAGACCUUAUAUGACAUCCGGAGAAAAUGCUGGCAUUAAAAUAAACUUAAUGAUUGGUUCAAUUUCUAAUGUAUCUGUUGAUGUCAUCGUUAACAGCACCAAUGAACACCUCCAGCUUGACAGUGGUUCUAUCUCCAAAUUUAUUCUCAAUGCUGCUGGUCCACAGAUACAAGCUGAAUGUAACCGGAAAUAUCCUCAAGGUAUUUCUACAUUUGAAAUAGCCAUCACUGAAGGAUAUAACCUCAAAUGUAAGAAUGUAAUUCAUCUGGUAUUACCUCCCUGGGAUGAAAAUUCAUCUGAUUCAAUAUUGCAAAACUUGACUCGCAUGGUAAACUCUUGUCUAGCAAAUGCUUCAUGUCUCGGGGCAGAAAGCCUUGCAUUUCCUAUAUUAGGAGCUGGAGUAUUGAAUUAUCCCAUUGAAAAACUACCUGGAACUAUGUAUGAAGCAGUCAAAGAGUCAGCUCCAAAAUACGAUAUCAAAGAUGUUUACUUUGUUGUUUUCCCUAAAGACACAGAAAUAGUAAAGAAAUUUAAAGAAUAUUUCCAACAAAUGUCAGCAGAUGGCUCAGCUGUAACAUCAGAUGAUGAAGAUGACGAAGAUGAAGAAAUAGAAGAUAAUGUCUCUACUGGUCAACACGAUGAUGGUGUCACCUUGAAAUUCUUUGCUAAAUACCAAAAUCUUGACAAUGCUAUAGAAACUGUUAAAAAAGAAUACCUUUCUCUGUUGACCACUGAGGAAAUACCAUUUGAUACAAAUUUAACAGAAUCUCGAAAGCUGAGUUUAAGGGAUAUUAGUAGAACACAUGAAGUCCAUAUUUCUAUCAGUAACAAAAUUACAAUUUAUGGCAGACAUUCUCUUAAGCUGAGUUUAAGGAAUAUUAGUAGAACACAUAAAAUCCAGAUUUCUAUCAGUGAAACAAUUACAAUUUAUGGCAGACAUUCUCAUGUAAAAGAUGCUAAAAUCUCUGUCCAAUCAUUAUUAAUGGAAUUCAAAGAAACUGACGAGGAAACUCUUCUUAAAACAAUGGUACAAUGGUCUUACUAUGAUGAAAAUUUUCCAGCAAACCAACAAAUGUUUGAAGACAAAGUAAAUGCCAAGCUUGAGAAAGCAUACUCACUGCAAAAGAAAUUCCUUGAUUGGAACAACAGAAGAUACGAUUUUCAGAAAAUGAGUUUUCAACUCAGAGGGAGUGAUUUUAAAAUGAAGAGAAAACAGAACCUAAAGGACGAAUUGAUCCCUAAUACAUGGUCAACAAUGGAAAACGAGGAAUUAAUUAAAAUUGUUCCAGUCAAAAAUGGACCAGAAUAUGAUGACAUCAAGGCCACUUUCGAUCAGAAUUUGCCUUCCUGUCGUAUAAUCAAAAUUGAGAGAAUUCAAAAUAAAACAUUAUACCAUGGAUACCAAGCAUUGAAAAGAAAGUUUGAGGUAGAAAAUCCAAACAUUACAAAUGAAGUUGAUGGCCUUUGGCAUGGUACUGCUGAAAGAUCUGUUGAUGGAAUAAAUAAAUCAGGAUUCAACCGUAGCUAUUGUGGUAAAAAUGCCACAGCAUAUGGUGAAGGUGUUUAUUUUGCCAGAGACAUCUAUUAUUCUGCAAAUGAUACCUAUUCUACUCCUGACCAUAACGGAAUAAAGAGAAUAUACCAAUGCAGUGUUCUUGUGGGAAGAGUGAUGCUAGGACACCAUGGACUAAAAGUUUUACAUGGUUCUUACAAUUCUGCUAUUGAUAAUUUUCAAAGACCCAAUAUUUAUGUUACUUUUCAUGACUCUCAGGCAUAUCCUAAUUAUUUGAUUACAUUCUCUAAUCAUUGAAUAUAAUUGCAAUUCAUAAAACACAUAUAAAAUGAACAGGAAUAUAUUCAAUAAAAGAAAGACAAAGAAAAUACAGGAAAUUCUCUAAUUCUAGGUGCAAUCCCACGGUCUUUUGUAAGAAUAAAACUAUUCAAUAGAAUAUUUCUCUAUCAUUCA